GUCUGCCACGGGUUUAUCCCGGGUGUGUGUGAAAGAGAGAGAGAUCUGGAGAGUGAUUGAUUGUCCGACAUCUCUCGCUGCCCGGCUGGGAGGGAGCAGGUCCCUUGUUGUGCGGGCAGAGAAAGCUGAGCCCGGAGCGAGCCGGCUGUGCUGGGGGAGCUCUGGGCCGGGCGGGACGGAGCAGGGCUCCGCAGGCUGCUGCUGCCUCCCUCGGCGGCGGCGGCACGGGCUCUGGACACGCGGCCGGGCUGUCUUGCAGAUCCCUGCCUCCCGCCCAAGAUGUGUGACGACGAGGAGACCACCGCGCUCGUGUGCGACAACGGCUCCGGGCUGGUGAAGGCCGGCUUCGCCGGAGACGAUGCGCCCCGAGCCGUCUUCCCGUCCAUCGUCGGCCGCCCCAGGCACCAGGGUGUUAUGGUUGGCAUGGGUCAGAAAGAUUCCUAUGUAGGUGAUGAGGCUCAGAGCAAGAGAGGUAUCCUGACGCUGAAAUAUCCUAUUGAACAUGGCAUCAUCACCAACUGGGAUGAUAUGGAAAAGAUCUGGCACCACACUUUCUACAAUGAACUGCGUGUGGCCCCUGAGGAACACCCUACCUUGCUCACGGAGGCCCCCCUGAACCCUAAAGCUAACCGUGAAAAGAUGACCCAGAUAAUGUUUGAAACUUUCAAUGUGCCAGCCAUGUAUGUGGCAAUCCAGGCUGUCUUGUCCCUGUAUGCCUCUGGUCGUACCACAGGCAUUGUUCUUGACUCUGGCGAUGGUGUCACCCACAACGUACCUAUCUAUGAAGGUUAUGCUCUGCCUCAUGCCAUCAUGCGUCUGGAUCUGGCAGGCAGGGAUCUGACUGACUACCUCAUGAAGAUCCUCACUGAGCGUGGCUACUCCUUUGUGACAACAGCUGAACGUGAGAUUGUCCGUGACAUUAAGGAGAAGUUGUGCUAUGUUGCUCUGGACUUUGAGAAUGAAAUGGCCACUGCUGCCUCCUCUUCAUCUCUGGAGAAGAGCUAUGAAUUGCCUGAUGGUCAGGUGAUCACAAUUGGUAACGAACGUUUCCGCUGCCCAGAGACUCUCUUCCAGCCAUCCUUCAUUGGUAUGGAAUCUGCUGGUAUUCAUGAAACUACCUACAAUAGCAUCAUGAAGUGUGAUAUUGACAUCCGUAAGGAUCUGUAUGCCAACAAUGUCCUUUCAGGUGGUACAACCAUGUACCCUGGUAUCGCUGACCGCAUGCAGAAAGAAAUCACUGCAUUGGCUCCUAGCACUAUGAAGAUCAAGAUCAUUGCCCCACCUGAGCGCAAAUACUCUGUCUGGAUUGGUGGCUCCAUCCUGGCAUCUCUGUCCACCUUCCAGCAGAUGUGGAUCAGCAAACAGGAGUAUGAUGAGGCUGGCCCAUCCAUUGUCCAUCGCAAGUGCUUCUAAGUGCCUUUUCCUCAAUUUACCUCCCACUCAGGAUGAUGACAUUAUGCUUCUUGGAGUCUUCCAGCAAUCCUUCCUGAACUCUCUUCAGUCAUUGUACAGUUUGUUUACACACCCGUGCAAUUUAUUUGUGCUUCUUCUAAUAUUUAUUGCUUUAUAAAUAAACAAGAUCUGGGACUUGCAA
Molecule: messenger RNA, 1594 nt
Organism: Mauremys reevesii (Reeves's turtle)
Lineage: Eukaryota; Metazoa; Chordata; Testudines; Geoemydidae
Gene: ACTC1
Product: actin alpha cardiac muscle 1
Exons: 6
Coding region: 280-1413 (377 amino acids)
Biological process (GO): heart contraction; actin-myosin filament sliding; actin filament organization
Cellular component (GO): actin filament; sarcomere
Molecular function (GO): myosin binding
Source: RefSeq, a predicted model, not a curated record